Sinocyclocheilus rhinocerous is the source of this 1481-nucleotide messenger RNA. RefSeq names its product neural proliferation, differentiation and control, 1a (gene npdc1a). Lineage: Eukaryota; Metazoa; Chordata; Actinopteri; Cypriniformes; Cyprinidae. Gene Ontology annotation, cellular component: membrane. The transcript is spliced from 9 exons. The record is from RefSeq and is a predicted model, not a curated record. Bases 345 to 1298 code for a protein of 317 amino acids.
UUCACCUGAGAGAAGAGCCGAUCCACGUCAGCGUCAUUGCGUCACGAGCUCAUUCAUCCUCCCGCUGCUGCAUGUGGCUGUUCUAAUCUGUCCUGUAGCGUGUCUAUCAGCGGACGUUCUCCUUCUCCUUCUCCUCCUCCCUUUCUGCCGCAAUCUCUCUCCUCUAUCUUUAGCUCUGUACCACGCGGGCAGCGGUUUAACGCUCUUCUUGAGUUGAAGCUCGCAUCUUUAUUCGGGCCGGUUUGUCUCUGUCGGUCGUGUACGUCCAUCCGACCCACACACAUGUGGGAAUGACACUCCGGAGGUUUUAUCUGCUGUCCUGGACUUGAGAAGCGCAGUGAAGGAUGUUGUUUUCCCCGAGCCGGAGCGCACGGCGAGCCCGGGCCUCCCUCCUCCUGCCCGCGGUCUUGAUCUGCGUAAUCCUCGCCGCCGUCGGUGCGAGAAUGCCGGCAAACAAGUGCCCCGAUCACAUAGACUGUGCCAGAAAGGGGCGGCACUUCUGCAAGCCUGGCUCCUCCCACUGUGGCCCCUGCCUCACCCCAUUGAAGGAAGAUGAAGCAGGACAUUGUGUUGCUCGCAGGACACACUCUCCCCAGCACCACCAUCACGGUAUUUCCACAGCCUCUCAUCCUGACGUUGAUGAAGAAAUCGACUAUCUGUCCUCUGUUAUUAACAAGCAGCAAAUGUCAGAAGUCAAACAGCCAGACUCUCGCUCACAGUCUCCUCCGCAAUCGAAGCAGAAGAGUCUGUACAAACCCACAACUGUAGAACCAACGACCAGCGGUCCAUUGAUCCCAACACACCAGACCCCUAAAUCUCCCCAGCCAGUCACAAACUCGUCCGACCGCCACGGGCCGAUCAUCUCCCCCCACUCUUCCAGAGACAGCCUGCUAGUCUUGAUGAUAUCUUUAUGCAUUAUUGUGGGAUCCAUGGCACUCAUCAUCGCUGCAGUCUGCUGGGUCAGGUUACAGAGAGAAACUCGUCUGGCUCAGAAAGUUGAUUUCCCUGCGUUUCAUGCUGCGGGCCCCAAUCAUAAUCAUACUUCAUCUGGGGAUACAACUCUGGCUCACAGUGCUCAGAUGUAUCACUACCAGCAUCAGAAACAACAGAUGCUUUCAAUGGAGAAACGUAAAGCAGAACCUAAAGUCUCAGAGUCUGGGGCCUCAUCAGAUGAGGAGAAUGAAGUGGGAGAUUUCACUGUGUACGAGUGCCCUGGACUGGCACCGACUGGAGAGAUGGAGGUGAAAAACCCACUUUUUGACGACUCCACCUUGCACUCCCAGAGAAAUCACAAGUGACCUGGACACACACACACACACACACACCCCUGCAUACUUUUAGAAUAGGUCUAACACACCUAAAAGCAUUCCUCCACAGGGUGAAGCUGCAUCUGUUACACCACACACAAAUGAAAAAAGAUGACUGAAAAAAAUUGGCGCUGAUGCCUAGCCCUUCAGAACAAAGUGAGAAAAACACCCAAA